AUGGCUCCCGGACUCACUCAUGAUGGGGAUUAUCCCUCAACAAACGGCGCUACAAGCUCCAAACCCACUGUCUAUGUCAUCGAUCAAUUCAACAGAACGGCCAUUGAGCACGCCAAGACAAUUUUCAAUGUCAUCCUUCCUGAAGAUGAGGGUUUCUCAGAGUGGCGACAGAAGGCCACUGCUCUUCUGAUCCGAGGCUCAUUUUUGACUGCGAAAGACAUUGCCAGCUGUCCCAACCUUGUCGCCAUCGGCAAGCACGGAGUGGGUAUUGACAAAAUUGACCAAGCGGCUUGUGCAAAGCGCGGCAUCAAGAUCUGCAACACUCCUGGCGCCAACGCACGCGAUGUUGCGGAGCUAGUCCUCGCGCUAAGCAUGACCGUCGCUCGCGGUAUCCGCUCCAUCACUACUCGCCAAAUGACCAAGCCUGUUCCAAAGGAGACCUGCAAUGGUCUCACACUUUACAAGAAGACUCUCGGAAUUAUCGGCAUGGGAAAUAUUGGCCGAACUGUGGCGGAAAUUUUCCGUGGGGCCUUUGACGCCAAAGUUGUCGCUUUUGAUGUCUUCAUGCCCGAUAACGCGUGGCCUCACAUCCCACAUGACCGUGUACAAGACGUUGAAGAAGUCAUCCGAAGGGCUGAUGUUCUCUCUAUUCACGUUCCAUUGACCGACGAAACGCGGGACAUGAUCUCCUACAAGGAACUUCAAAUGAUGAAGCCCGAUGCCAUUCUCAUCAACGCCGCUCGAGGUGGAAUUGUGAAUGAGGCAGAUCUCACCAAAGCUCUUGCCGAGGGCCACCUUUGGGGUGCAGGCCUAGAUUGCCAUGAGCAAGAACCUCCUACAUUUGAAAAGUAUAGUGCGCUCUGGGAAAACUUAAACGUUGUGAGCACACCCCAUAUUGGAGCGGCUACAACUCGGGCACAGACUGCGAGUGCGAUGGCGGCAGUGAACAAUUUGUAUGAUUAUUUGAUGAGCAUUCGCAAUUAG
Penicillium subrubescens is the source of this 984-nucleotide messenger RNA. Its product is annotated as D-3-phosphoglycerate dehydrogenase. The coding region runs from base 1 to 984 and encodes 327 amino acids. The record is from RefSeq and is a predicted model, not a curated record. NCBI's taxonomy places the organism in Eukaryota, Fungi, Ascomycota, Eurotiomycetes, Eurotiales, Aspergillaceae. Gene Ontology annotation, cellular component: cytosol. The transcript has a single exon. Gene Ontology annotation, molecular function: hydroxypyruvate reductase [NAD(P)H] activity; glyoxylate reductase (NADPH) activity; NAD binding.